CGGGUAUAGUAGAGAGCGCCGCCGUCCGUCCAAGAAGAAGGAGCUUCGAGACCCCCACCAGGUGGAGAACAGGUGAUAUAAAUCCAAGCACGUCGCCGCAACCUGGGUUUGUUGCGUGCUUGACUUUUGCCUUCGUCCACAUCCACCUUCCCCCCAAACGCAAGGACAGAAGAAAAGGGACAAAAGGAUUUCACAAGAACGCUUCGAAGUGGGUGACGUCCCGGAAGGAAGUUAAAGAAACGUCCAGUGCGAAUUUGGAACUUUGAACUUUGCAACAUUGAAUACAGCAUCACAAAGAAGAUGACGAACGUCGUCCGGUUCCUGGUGGACCAAUACCAUGAUCUGAUGGACAACAAGAGCGAUCCCAGGGUGAACAACUGGCUGUUGAUGAGCUCGCCCUUCCCGACGCUCGCGAUAUGCCUUUCAUAUGCGUACAUCGUGAAGCGCUUGGGGCCACGGCUCAUGGAAAACCGAAAACCUUUCGAGUUGAAGAAGACCCUCAUCGUUUACAACCUGUUCCAGGUGGUCUUCAGCACUUGGCUUUUCUAUCUGAGCUGCGUGUCUGGCUGGUUAACGCACUACAGCUACAGAUGCCAACCAGUCGAUUAUUCAACAUCACCUUUGGCAAUGCAGAUGGCGAAUGGAUGUUGGUGGUAUUACAUCUCUAAAUUCACAGAGUUUCUAGAUACGUUUUUCUUCGUUUUGAGGAAAAAGAAUAAAAACAUUUCGACCCUGCACGUUAUCCAUCACGGGGUGAUGCCUAUGUCCGUCUGGUUCGGUGUAAAGUUCACCCCCGGCGGUCAUUCAUCAUUCUUCGGAUUCUUGAACACAUUCGUGCACAUCAUCAUGUACUCGUAUUACCUGAUCGCUGCCCUUGGACCGCAGUAUCAGAAGUACCUCUGGUGGAAGAAGUACCUGACCACCAUCCAAAUGAUCCAGUUCGUAGCUGUCAUGGUACACGCCUUCCAGCUGCUCUUCAUCGACUGCAGCUACCCGAAGGCCUUCGUCUGGUGGAUCGGCAUGCAUUCAGUCAUGUUCUACUUCCUCUUCAGCAACUUCUACAAAGAGACCUACGUCAAGCAAAAGAAAGCAGAUGCUCUGAAUAAGCAAAACGGAGUGAAGAAAGGCGUUGGUAUUUGCUUCCCAUUGCAGACCGAUCUAUACGAGAAGGCAGAAAGCAACGACACCAUCGCCAAGAGCUACACGUCAUCCAACAACGACCUCAGAAACCGAGCAUUCAUAGACAAGAAAUGAUGACGCGACAUUUUCGCUCCACAAGAACGUCUCUUUAAAUUGCCAAUUUUAUUAUUAAUAAUGUUAAUGUUAAUUAUUAGAAUACAUAAUUAUUUUUGUAUA
Molecule: messenger RNA, 1356 nt
Organism: Nicrophorus vespilloides
Lineage: Eukaryota; Metazoa; Arthropoda; Insecta; Coleoptera; Silphidae
Product: elongation of very long chain fatty acids protein AAEL008004-like
Exons: 7
Coding region: 301-1254 (317 amino acids)
Biological process (GO): fatty acid elongation, monounsaturated fatty acid; sphingolipid biosynthetic process; very long-chain fatty acid biosynthetic process
Cellular component (GO): endoplasmic reticulum membrane
Molecular function (GO): fatty acid elongase activity
Source: RefSeq, a predicted model, not a curated record